Messenger RNA from Phyllostomus hastatus (greater spear-nosed bat), 1419 nucleotides. RefSeq names its product CD8b molecule (gene CD8B). The transcript is spliced from 6 exons. Lineage: Eukaryota; Metazoa; Chordata; Mammalia; Chiroptera; Phyllostomidae. Gene Ontology annotation, cellular component: cell surface. The coding region runs from base 59 to 697 and encodes 212 amino acids. The record is from RefSeq and is a predicted model, not a curated record. Gene Ontology annotation, biological process: regulation of immune response. Gene Ontology annotation, molecular function: MHC class I protein binding; coreceptor activity.
CCCGCCUUGCAGGACAGUCUCAGCCGAGCCCGCUGGGACCCGGUGUGGAGGCACCGAGAUGCCGCUGUGGCUCUGUCUGCUCCUGGCUGCCGCGCAGCCGGCAGCUCUCCGCAGCAGCAUGGUGCACCAGCAGACCCCUUCAUCCAAAGUGGCUCAGAACAACACAAAGGUGGACAUAGUCUGUGAAGUCAAAACCCCCCCUCCUAACAUGCGCAUCUACUGGCUGAGACAGCUCCAGACCCCAAGCAUGAACAGUCAUUACGAGUUCCUAGCCUUUUGGGAUCCUGCAAAUCAGCUUGUGUAUGGCAACAAUGUGGGGCCGGAGGAGCUAACUGUGAAACAGACGUCAACCCAGGCCGUUCUCAGUCUCAACAGCGUGAAGCCUGAAGACAGCGGUGUCUACUUCUGCAUGACCGUCGGGAGCCCGGAGCUGACCUUUGGGAAGGGAACUCAGCUGACUGUGGUUGAUGUCCUUCCCACCACUGCCCAGCCCACCAAAAAGACCACCACUAAGAAGAGAAGGUGCCGACCCUUCCCGAGCCCAGUGACUCCGAAGGGCCCGUCGUGUGGCCCCCUGACCCUGGGCCUGCUGGUGACUGGCGCCGUGAUUCUGCUGGUGUCCUUGGCUGUGUCCAUUCACCUGUACUGCCUGCGGAGGAGAGCGCGGCUUCGCUUCAUGAAAAAGUUCUAUAAAUGAGCAGAGAAUGCGCUUUGGGUGUCCUGCUACAACAACACGUUGGUCAGAAUGAACGAGAUCUGGAAAAACGAGAGACGAGGGACACGCUGAGUGAAAAUCUCACUGACCCGCUGAAGCUGCCUGCUUUAACUCUGCACGUUCUUUCUGUGGGCCUUGUGCGUGGGGACAGCCUGUUAGUUGGGCAUCUGGAGUCUUAGAGAGAAGGCUCCAGAGCCCCGGACACUUCCUGCACCUCGGGCACACUGAGCACUGAGUAAGAAAUGCCACCCAUGGCGCCACUUCCUGCUCCUGCACUCGCCCUGGGCUGGGCUGGGAUCUCUGGGGUUGGCCGUCCAGCCACUGUCCGCAAGCUGUUUUGCCCUGGUUGGGCAGUGACACUGAGACCUGAGUCAUAGCAUAGCGCUGGGCUGGCUUCCCCUUAUUCUUUCCAGGCCAGGGCUGACUGUCCUCACAGAGAGCCCAGGGGUCAGAUGCAGCUUGAAAAGGAAGCCUCCAGGAGGGGCUGAGCUGGCCCCUCACAGUCUGGUCCAUCUCUGAGGACCACCUCUGGGGCCAGGAACUUGUGGUUUUGGGUGUAAGAGAUCACUUCAACUCCCAGUGGGAACUUCUUGGUCCUUGGUCCUCAUUUUGGCCUUCUAAUGGCUUGUAUAUUUCUUCUUUCACUUUCUGUUCUCUUUUUAUAAAAAUGUCUUGGUUGUAAAAAUAAAGUCCUGAGUAAAAAA